Molecule: messenger RNA, 1089 nt
Organism: Cladophialophora yegresii CBS 114405
Lineage: Eukaryota; Fungi; Ascomycota; Eurotiomycetes; Chaetothyriales; Herpotrichiellaceae
Exons: 2
Coding region: 1-1089 (362 amino acids)
Cellular component (GO): cytoplasm
Molecular function (GO): phosphatase activity
Source: RefSeq, a predicted model, not a curated record
AUGGUUCGCUUGUCUCUUGCCCUGGUGCUCAGUCAGGUUGCGAGUUCUGUCUCUGCUUCUGCGUACAUCCAAUAUUCGACCAUAACAGGCUACUUCUUGCAGGAUGACAACUCGACCAACGCAACCACAUUUGACUAUACGGCCACGAACUUCGGCCUGAUCAACCAAACCUACCCAACCGAUGGGGCAAACGCCGCCUCGUUGACGCAGUGGCAACGAUUCGCCGGCCUGGUCGCCAACCUCACAAAGACAGCGCCCUCAAACGUGCAAUACAAGCUUCUCUUCCUCGGCCGCCACGGCGAAGGCUGGCACAACGCCGCCGAGUCCUACUACGGCACCCCGGCGUGGAACUGCUACUGGUCGCUCCUCGACGGCAACGCCACGGCAACCUGGAGCGACGCGCACCUCACGGACAACGGGAUCGCCCAAGCACAGACGGCGCACGCCUUCUGGCUCUCGCGCAUCCAGCAGGAAAAGAUCCCCACCCCGCAAACGUAUUACACUUCACCGCUCUACCGGUGUCUCUCGACCGCGAACCUCACGUUCUCGGGCCUCCCACUCCCCAAGGACCGCCCCUUUCGCCCUACCAUCAAAGCACUCCUCCGGGAAGGCAUCUCGGAACACACGUGCGACCGCCGCUCCAACAGGACGUACAUCCACGUCCAGUUCCCGACAUACAAAUUCGAGCCUGGCUUUCCCGAGACAGACCAGCUCUGGACGGGCGUCACGGCCGAGACGUCCACCGCGCAGGACGCACGCUCCAAAACGCUACUGGACGGGAUCUUUGGGGCUGACAAGUCGACGUAUAUAUCGUUCACGUCGCACUCUGGCGAGAUUGCGUCCCUUUUGCGCGUCCUCCGCCAUCGGGCCUUCUCGCUGAGUACGGGGGCUGCUAUCCCCGUGUUGGUCAGGGCGGAGAAGGUCGCUGCUGGGACGAGCACCGUCUCGGCGCAGCCCUGGACGGCGAGUCCGCACUGUACGGUCCCGCCUGUGAGUAGUGUUAGUGGGGGUGCGAGUGGCGGGUGUGUUUGUCCCGGUGGGGUUGCGCCUGUUACGACUAUGUUGCCGCCUUUUGCGGCGAGUGCGUAG